Molecule: messenger RNA, 663 nt
Organism: Seminavis robusta
Lineage: Eukaryota; Bacillariophyta; Bacillariophyceae; Naviculales; Naviculaceae
Source: the annotation of a GenBank genome assembly
AUGGAGAUCAAUCAGGGAGGCGUGCCAGCCGAUACCCAGGGCAUGAAUUUGGCCAGCAGAAAUGACAAUGGAAAUGCCGUCGAUUGCAAGUGGACACCACCGACCCCAUCGGACAGUCUGGGAGAUAAGCAGGGAGCAGAAACUGACUGCGAAGGAGCACCAAAAGAAGCCCAACCAGAGCGUGCAGCGUCCGAAGAGAAACUCACGGAACCAGCCGAAGAGUUGAAGCAGAACGAAGAAGCCCCGACAAACCAGCCAUUUGCGACCAACAAUGAAAUAGACAGCGACAACAAAGGAGAAGCCGUGGACGACUUCCCAGACCCGGAUGAUUUGUCCGAAGAGGAGGAGGAAGACGAGCCUACUAUUGACGAGAUAGCAGAGAUGGUGGACCUCGAUGAGUCUGAUCCAGACCAUCUGAACGAGGUGCUGGAGCGUAUCCUGUUCAAAGAUCCGGAGGACAUUACAGAUAUGGAGAACUACAUCCUUACCUUCUAUCUGGGCACCAAAGGGCCGAAUGGCAAUAGGCCAGGAGUGCCUCAUUUCUUGAAGCAUCUCGAGCUCAAGAGGGACGGUCUUCUGCCACACCCACAAACCAAGAAGACACCGACAAGAAGAAACCUUCUGUCACAUUCAGGUCCACCCCUACUCGCUCUCCACCUCUGA